AAUCUUCUCGAGAUGAGGUUGCUGCUGCACAUUCGAGACAGCCCGCUUUUACAGUCAUGUGUCGGAGGCAUUCCUGCCCGUCAAAGUGGACCCUGAUUUUCCCCCAGCCUCACAGCCGAGCACGUCACCCUAGAAACACCAGUAUCACAAGGCUUUCCCGGGCAAACGACUUGAACCACAUUCAGCACUGCAGAAAUCGUUCAACUGCCCCAUUCCAGAACACCUCAUCGCCCUUGAAGAGCCCCGGUGCGGCAAGAAAAGAGCCACAAUGUCCGAGUCCGCCCCGCCAAAGUACGUCUACAAGAUCGUCCCUGCGCGCCCGCCGAGCCCGCUGCCCCGCGAGCUGCCGCUGUCCGAGCUCGACGCGGCGGACGGAUUCGUGCACCUGAGCACCGCCCAACAGGUCCCCGGCACGCUGAACCUCUUCUUCAAGAGCACGGCUUCGCUGUACAUCCUGCGCGUCCCGUACGACAAGAUUGGCGCGCAGACAAAGUGGGAGAACACGUUCCCGCACUUGUACGGCAACUUCGGUGCGGACGAGGUCGAGAGCUUUGAAGAGUUCAAGCGCGAGGACGGCGAGGAGAGUUGGGAUAAGGCCGUGGAGAGGCAGAAGGCAUGGUUGAUUUAGUUUGAAAAAAGAAAAAUCGAGGUUGGGAUGUCUGUUGUUAGCUUUGUGCUUGCGGGUAAAGUUGCACACUCUCGUCGGUGCUGUUCAAAAUUUAAUUGAGUGCUAUCGUGUUUCGCGACGCCAUACUGCCCACGGGUGGCCUGGAUCAGAAAGUCCGGGAAGUGGAAGGAGCGCCUGCCACGGCUGGAGUCGUGCCGUCCACAGUCGUGCAGGCGAGCAACAAGAUUGGCAGAGGUCUGUUUGCAGAGCCGCCAAAGCUACGUCAAGUGAUUCCGGGAAAGAAAAAUCGACUUCUUCUUCAUACUAG
Microdochium trichocladiopsis is the source of this 935-nucleotide messenger RNA. RefSeq lists its product as uncharacterized. The transcript is spliced from 2 exons. The record is from RefSeq and is a predicted model, not a curated record. Lineage: Eukaryota; Fungi; Ascomycota; Sordariomycetes; Xylariales; Microdochiaceae. The coding region runs from base 269 to 628 and encodes 119 amino acids.